Messenger RNA from Copidosoma floridanum, 8212 nucleotides. RefSeq names its product erythrocyte membrane protein band 4.1 like coracle (gene cora). Gene Ontology annotation, biological process: actomyosin structure organization. NCBI's taxonomy places the organism in Eukaryota, Metazoa, Arthropoda, Insecta, Hymenoptera, Encyrtidae. Gene Ontology annotation, cellular component: plasma membrane; cytoskeleton. Gene Ontology annotation, molecular function: structural molecule activity; actin binding. The record is from RefSeq and is a predicted model, not a curated record.
UUGUGCCCUGCCCAGUCAGUCUCCGCCGUCUCUGGCAUUCUGUCGGUUCGACCAUUCAGUACAUCCACCACCCAUAGUAGUAGUAAUCCCUGAUUCUGGAUCCCAUACGUUGUCCCAGUUUUUGUUAUUUUUCUACACCUAAAUUUGCCCACCAUCGUGGCUUUGCGUAACGCCAAAGUGUGUUGUGAGUGAAUAAUUUCCAACAGCCGUCACCGUCGUUCGUUUGACGUUGGAUAAGUUGUAACAACAGAACAUAGUGGUGCAGCAGCCGGUGUCGGAAAAGAGAAGGUGCGUCGUCCUUUGACGGCGUUGCUCCUUACGUACUGUAGAUACGCGCUGCAGAAAUAAAAGAAAAAAAAAAGUAUACUUGCAUACGCACUUAAUCCGAUUAAAAAACCAGUGGGUAAAACAACGCAUCGCUCGUGUAACAUACACAUGUCCAGCUACAGCUGCAGGUGAAAGAAACGGGUGUGUUGUUUUUUGUUUUGCCUGUGAGAAAUCCUACAGAAGGUGCCUUUACAUCACUAUACAGCAACAAAAAGGCCCACCGCGGGAGCCGCGCUUUCAUGGAUAACGUGCAGUUUUAACAACUAUAGGAGUCGUUGCAGAAGUCCAGAGAGUUGAGAGUCGAAAAUAUGCCGGAGGAACGAAAGGCGAGCGUCGAGCCGACGGAAACGGCGACCGAGAACGGUACCAAGGGCUCGCCGGUCAAGAUGCCACCCAGAAAGGACAAAAUGGCCAUCGCCAGGAUCACCCUGUUGGACGGCAGCCAGAGAGACUUUAGCAUCGAGAGAAGGGCAAAGGGCCGCGAUCUGUUCAACAGCGUUUGCCAGAGCAUCAAUCUCGCGGAGAAGGACUACUUUGGGCUGAUCUACGAGAACAAGCACUACGCGCGGAACUGGCUCGAUUUGGAAAAGAAGAUCUCAAAGUUCCUGAGAAACGAGCCGUGGAACUUCAAGUUCGAGGUGAAAUUUUACCCCCCGGAUCCCGCCCAGCUCCAAGAGGAUAUAACGCGCUAUCAGCUGUGCCUGCAAAUCAAGAACGACAUAGUGACGGGCCGAUUGCCGUGCACCUUCGUCACGCACGCUCUGCUCGGCUCCUACUUGGUCCAAUCGGAACUGGGCGAUUACGAUACCAACGAGCACGGGCCCAACUACUUGGCGGAUUUUAAGUUCGCGCCCCCUCAAACCCAGACCCAGGCACUGGUCGACAAGGUCAUGGAUCUUCACAAAACGCACAAAGGUCAGACACCCGCUGAAGCCGAGCUGCAUUACCUCGAGAAUGCAAAGAAAUUGGCGAUGUACGGGGUGGACAUUCACAACGCGAAAGACUCCGAGGGCGUCGACAUCAUGCUCGGCGUCUGCUCGACCGGCUUGUCGGUUUACAGGGACAGGUUGAGGAUCAACAGAUUCGCGUGGCCCAAGAUUCUCAAGAUCUCGUUCAGGAGGCACAAUUUUUACAUCAAAAUCCGACCCGGGGACUUUGAGCAGUUUGAAUCCACCAUUGGCUUCAAAUUGGCCAACCACAGAGCGGCCAAGAGGCUUUGGAAAACUUGCGUCGAGCACCACACUUUCUUCAGACUCAUGAGUCCUGAGCCUGCCAAGAAGAGUAGUUUGAUCCCGAACUUGGGCUCGAGCUUCCGUUACUCCGGCCGAACGCUGCACGAGACAAAGAAGACGACCAUCGAGAGACAACCGCCCAAGUUUGAGCGAUUCCUCAGCGGACGACGAAUCACCUCUCGAAGCAUGGACAGCUCGUCACAACCUAUGCUUUCAGCCCUAGGUGCGCAAAAGAAUCUCGAGUCUUACAACGAGGAGCCGAGCAAGCGGCACACCCUGAACAACCGUAGCUACGAGCCGGAAACGUUGCCCGCGAUGGAGCACAUUGAUCAGCGACCGAGUCCGAUUAAAACGCAGAAAGAAAAGCUCGCUCGAAAAACGAGCGCCGGAACUACGUCGGCCAGCAGCGCGAGUAGCCUGGAGGGAGACUAUGACGCCGGCGGCAAGAAACUGAUCGGAGGGAUCGCGGUCCUACCGCUCGGUGAUCUCUCAAAGAAGAAGAAGAAGAAAAACAUUGAAAACGAAAGCGAGAAGGAAAACCAUAACGAUCUCAACAAAUCGGCUCCGAUGAGCGAGAGCUCGCAGCUCGAGAUCAUUGACGAAAAGUCGCCGGUUAAAAAGUCCGAGGCUAAAAAGAAAGAUAAAAAAACCGUCGAGACUCCCAGCAAGGCCGAAAAGUCCGAGAAGGAGAAGAAAAUUAAGAGUCCAAUCAGUGGUCUGGGCAAACUGUUCAUUAAGCACGACAGGAGCAGCGACAAAAAGAAGAAGUCGGACAAGCCCAAUGAACUGGACGACUCCAACGCCUCGAAGGACAAGUCAAGCGACCUCGAGACCAGCAACCUGUCCGCCAGCGAGAAAGCAAAGACCCCCGACGAGAAGACCGACACAGAAAAGUCGACUGCCAGCACGCCAGCCUUCACCAAGGCCUAUGAGUACGAGGAGCGUGAACACUCGCCGAACAAGAGGCGAGUGGUGCCGCCACGUGGUUUCACGUACGAGGGAGACAACAAAUCGGCGUCGCAGCCCUCGCAAGACGCGCAGUCACCGGCCUCGCCUGGCAAAAAAGCCACGGGACUUGCAUUCAGUUACGCGCCCGGUGAGAGCAAGAAGUUGGAAGAGCAGGCCGAGAAACGAAGGCAAAAAGAGGUGGAGGAAAAGGUAGUGCUCGCCCCCAUGGGCAUCAAAACGCCGGGAAUAAAUUACGUCGAGUCCGCGGGACUGAAAGAACAACAAAAGGGUCUCGGCCAGGGUGGUAGCGCGCCAGCAGCCACUCCGGCUCCUGUGUCCAAGCCGCUGACUCAGCCGCCAGCGCCGCCAACAACGUCCCCCGCAAAAGAUUCAAAGAACGCCUCCAAGAGCCUUAUCGUGAGCGAGGCCAAGGGCCAGGCUGCUGAAAUUAAGCCUGGUGUCGUGAUUCCCGGCACGGAGCAGCCCGACGUUGACCAUCGCGUUUUACCGCUGCCCGACGGUGCCCGGAUAAUCGGUGGCCUUAUCUUCACCAGAGACGGCAAACCACUCGACCAGAGCAGCUUGGGCCCGGAAGGCAGUCGAGUGAUCGACGGUAAGGUUUGCUCCAAGGAUGGCAAGCCCAUCAAGAAGGCAGACUUUGGUGUCCAAGGCAUGCACAUUGCCAACGGCGUCAUCACUGGCAAAGACUCCAAGGCCGCGAACCAAGAAGUUCUGGGUACCGACGGAAGCUCCAUAAAGAACGGCCUUUUGUACGGUCCGGAUGGCAAGCUGUUGAAUGGAUGCGCGCUUGGUCCGGACUACACGCUCGUCAAGGACGGCGUGAUCGUGUCUAAAAAUGGCAAGCCCCUGCAGCACAGCAAGCUGGGGGCAGACGGGACCUACGUGAAGGACGGCCUGGUAUUCGCCCGGGACGAGAGACCAUUGACUCAGGGCUCGUUCGGCGCUGACGGGAAUUACAUCGUGGGUGGAAUCGUUUGCCGCAACGACGGCAAGCCUGCCGAGCAGGUCGCUCUGCUGCCCGAUUCUACGUACAUCAACGACGGUAUUAUCUACGGCCGGGACGGCAAACCCCUGGCCAGCGGCGACCUCGGCCACGAGGGGCACUACGUCACCGAGGGUAAAGUAUACUCCAAGGACGGCAAACCGGUCAAGCACGUGACCUUCAGCUCCGACGGCUCGUCCAUCAAAGACGGCGUCGUGUACGGCAAGGACGGGAAAUUUUUGAACCAGGGCUCGCUGUUGCCCAACGGUGCGCACCUGGCGCACGGCAAGAUCGUUGGCAAGGACGGCAAGUCCGUGAAGCACGCGUUCUACAAGCCUGACGGUAGCUAUGUCAAGGACGGCAUCGUCCAUGCAAAGGAUGGACGGCCGCUGAAUCAGAUUCCGUUCAUCAAGGACGGAGUCUACGUCAAGGACGGUCUGCUGUACGACCAGAACGGUAUGCCGGUGAAUCAGAGCUUGUUCAAACCCGACAACACUGUCAUCAGAGACGGACUGGUUUUCGACUCGAACGGCGCACCCCUGAAACACGGAGUGUUGGGCCACGACGGCUUGACGGUCAAGGACGGACACAUCCUUGGUAAAGACGGCAAGCCCGCGAAACAGGAAUCUCUCAGCUCGAACGGCAAUCACGCGAAGAAGGGCCUCGCGCACAACAAGUCUGGCAAACUUUUGAACCAGGAUUCACUGGUGCCGGAAGGUCUGGCCAUCAAGGACGGAAAGAUCCUCACGAGAGACGGCAAGCCUGUCAAGUCGACCUUUUUCAAGCCCGACGGUAGCUACGUCAAGGACGGCGUCCUCCAUGGUCAGGACGGCAAACCUCUGAACGUGUCCUCGGCACUGCCCGCGGACAGCUACAUCGUCAACGGAGCGAUAUUCGAUCAUUCCGGUUCACCGCUGAGUCGUGAACUUUUCGGCUCGGACGGCUCUUACGUGGCCGGAGGAUUGGUCCACGACAGGGAUGGCAAGAUCGUAGCCGAGGGCUCGUUCGGUGCCGACGGCAACAAGAUCAAGAACGGCCUGAUAAUCGGCAGGGACGGCGAGCCUUUGACGCAGGACGAGAACGGUCCCGACGCCAUUGCCAUCAAGAAUGGCAGGAUCGUCGACUCGGAAGGACGUCCGAAGAACCAGGCGUCACUCGUACCCGACGGUUGUUACAUCAGGGACGGCGUUGUCUUUGACAAGAACGACGAGCCGCUCAAGCAGGGAGCCUUCAGAACUGACGAAACUUACAUCAAGGACGGCCUCGUUCAUGGCUGGGGUGGACAGCUCCUCAACGCUGGCACGCCUCUGCCGACCGGCUAUUACGUCGAGGAGGGCCGAUUGUUCGGUAAGGACGAGCAGCCGCUGAACCACAGUUCUUUCGGCACCGAGGCCGGCUACAUUCAGAACGGCUUUAUAUACGGGAAGGACAUGAAGCCAGUGAAGCGAGGUACCUUUGGUGACGACAGCAGUUACGUACAGGAUGGCUCGAUUUACGGGCCCGACAGGAAGCCCCUCAACAGAAAACUCUCCGUCGUUACAAUCACCUAUUACCGCUACGGCCUCGCGUGCGAUAAGAAUGGCAAGCCCGUGAAGCAGGCCACCUAUGACGACAAAGGUGCCACCGUAAAGAACGGAAAGAUCUACGACAACUCUGGUCGGCCCCUGACUCAAGCGAAAGCCAAUCCUGACGGCACCAUCGUGAAAAAUGGCCUGACGUACGGAGCCAAUGGAAAACCCCUCCAGCGGGGCCAUUUGAAUCCCGAGACUUGCUACAUUGACCAAGGAAAGGUGUACGACGCCGAGGGACAUCCCCUCACCCAGGAAGCCUUCGGGCCCGAGGCUGUCAAAGUCGUGCAAGGCGUCGUAGUCGACGAGACCGGCAAGCCUUUGAAGAGCGCAGUCUUCGAUGCCGAGGGUAACGCCGUCAAGAACGGCGUGAUUGUCACGGCACAGGGCAAACCCCUGGACAAGCAUUACGUGACGAUAACGAUAACGAUGAUCAAGAAAGGUCUGGUUUCCAACAAAGACGGCUCGCCGGUGACCAGCGGUAUCGUCUCCGAGGACGGUAGUUACGUUAAGGAUGGCAAAAUUUACGAAAAGAGCGGCAAGCCCAAGAAUCAAGAGCUAAUCGGCGAUAAAAAUGCCUUCAUUAAGGACGGUGUAGUAUACGCGAAGAGCGGACAACCUUUAGAUAAGGAGAACUUUAAUAUGCGCGAUCUCAAGACCAUGGCACCCAAAGUCGAUCAGUUAGCGCCUAAGCAGAAGAAGACCGCGUUGCCCGUCAGUACGCCCACUAUCGUGAAAUCGACGACCAAGCAGUCGAUGAUCAAGGACCAGGAAGGCGUCACGCAGAACGUUGUGGAAAGGGUCGAGGAUCUCACGCCAGGUGGCUCGGGACAGGUUACUGUUUCCACGCACACCAACAAGGCCGAAGCACCUAACGAUGGCACGGCUCCGUACAUAUCGGCAACAGCGGUGACGACUCGCACGGCCACGAUGCAUGAAGAUCUCGAAAAGAACCAGAAGACCAGCCAGGUCGAGGAGAAGACGGUGGCACACACAACAGCGACCAGCGCGACAAGACAGGAACAACGAACCGUGACACAGGAAGUCAGAACUACGAGCCACGUGCUCUCCGGAGAACAGCUGUUUUCACGACGUCUCAGUACAUCGAGUUCGAGCAGUUGCGAUUCUGGAACACCCAUCGAUCUUGAUGACGAGCAGCAGGCAUUCUGCAAUCAGUAUUACAAGGGAGAUCCGGCAGGUAUAGUAGCUACUGAAAGCCACGUGUACACGGGAGAGCCGGAGAACAACGUGACCACAACGACGACGGUACCCCUUGUGGCAACCGAAUCGAGGAAGGUGGCGGUCGAGAACGAGGACGGCACGUACACCGCGACCGGCGAAAUCGUGAGCUCGCAGACGAUCUCCAGCAAGACGCGCACCGUUGAAACGAUCACGUAUAAAACUGAAAGGGACGGAGUUGUCGAGACGCGAGUUGAGCAGAAGAUCACGAUACAGUCGGACGGAGAUCCCAUCGACCAUGACAAGGCCCUUGCUGAAGCUAUUCAACAGGCCACGGCGAUGAACCCAGACAUGACUGUUGAGAAAAUUGAGAUUCAACAACAAACGGCACAGUAAACGUUUUAUUUCCAUCUGCUUAUUGAGAGUUAACGGAGAGAUCUUUAUUUGUAAAUUAAACAUAUUCGAGAGACUUAAAAAUGGUACUGGAAUAUAUUAAAAAGCAAUGUGCUCAUGAGCGUUAAAAAAAAAAAAAUCGCGAUCCAUGUAAAAGCUACGUUACAAUUAGCUGAAACAAUAGUAAGAAAAACAAAUAUUUAAGCUUGAAUCUUGAUUGAAAAUCAAGACAAUACGUGCAUUCGCAUUUUGAUAGAGUUUAUUGACGAAUUUCGAAACAGCGUAAGAAUAGAAAGUUAUGUCGCGUACUGGGUUGCAAUAACUAUGCUGGGACUGUCGUUUUACGUGUCGAAUACAAGGAUUGUGUAUAUUCGAUUCAAGGUUAUACAUUUCGAUUGUGAAUUCGUUCUUCGUGCAUCUAUCUUCCAAGCUUUAGCAUUUUUCAACUCUUUAUACGUGUUUUGUCUGUAAAAUGAAAAAAUAUCUUAAUUACCGAUGCGUAUUUUUUUUUCUUAAAUGCGCUGAAAUUUUUUAUGGAAUCAUUGAGCAUGAAAAUCGAAAAAGUAGCUUUGUUACGCAAUUCCCUGUAUAGUACGAUUAGUUUGGCACAGUAGAUUUUGAAAGAUAUUAUAUACUGAUGAAAAUGAUAAAUAUAUUAUACAUAGUAUACAUACAUAUAAUAUAUUUAGGCAAAGGUAACGUCUAUUGUCAUCACUUUUCAAGAUAGCAAAAUAUUAAUUACAAAAUACAUGCAUAAAUCAAAAGCUGCAGUCAAACAUCGAAAACCUGCUUGUUAAGUGAUGUAAAUUAAACUUUUCCCUUGCAAAAAGUUAGAUGUAUCUAAUUAUAGAUAAACAAAUUAAAAAAAAAAAAUACAUAAAAAAAAUAAAAAAAACCAUACCGAUAGCAACUGAUGCUUUGGACGCCGUACAUUUAGCUAUAGAGUGCGCAGCUAUACAUAGUUCUAUAUAUUUUUAAAGAUUUUUGUUGACUUAAAUAUAUUUUACAUUGUUUGAACAUAUUUAGUACAGUGAUAAAUUAUAUGAGAAGAAUUUUAUUACUUUUAAUAAUUAAUCUUUAUAAUUAAAUAACUUCUCUUUAAUAAAACAGAUAAAGUUUGCGGAUUUCGGGCAAGUCUUUAUUUUUUUCUUCACUUCAAAUGUAAUUUGCGUCAUUCCUUCACAGCAAUUUUGUAUAAUGAAAUUGAGUUGUAUUUAUUGGCGUGCAUUUUAGAUAUUCUUUGCUUUGUUUGAAAUGUUUAAAAUAAGAUCCGCUAUCUUAACUGUCUGAAAUAGUAUUUUACUUUUAACAGUAAACAUGAAAAGUUACUGAUCGCAUUAUCUUUGAAAACUGUAAAAACGUUGUUUGUAAGUAUUUCGUAUAAUUUUUUUGUUUUGUUCUUAAUAAAUUUAAUGCCUCUAUUUUAAUGAUUUUGGUAUUGUAUUUGGAUUUUAAAUGUACUGAACUAAAAGAUUUUAUUGUAUUUUGUACGAAGUUAUCUUCUUUUCUUCACUUUUUCUACAACGACUUUAUAAAAUUAAUAAAUCAGAUAAUAAAUAUAA